This is a messenger RNA of Ostrea edulis (European flat oyster), 7251 nucleotides long. RefSeq names its product autophagy-related protein 2 homolog B-like. The record is from RefSeq and is a predicted model, not a curated record. Gene Ontology annotation, molecular function: phosphatidylinositol-3-phosphate binding. Gene Ontology annotation, biological process: autophagy of mitochondrion; reticulophagy; autophagosome assembly. The transcript has 41 exons. Lineage: Eukaryota; Metazoa; Mollusca; Bivalvia; Ostreida; Ostreidae. Bases 132 to 6278 code for a protein of 2048 amino acids. Gene Ontology annotation, cellular component: phagophore assembly site; extrinsic component of membrane.
AGUAAAAAAGAAAAACAAACUACGUCAGGUUUGUAAAUAAAGGAAAAUGAGCUAGGUCUUAUUGCAAUGUUUACAGUUUAACAUACUCCGAUGUAAUAAUUCAAAAGAUUUUCACGAUUAAUUGCUAAAAUAUGCCUUGGACGUUUCCAUGGACAGAAUUUUUGAAGAAAAGGGCCUGUAGGUACCUUUUACAACACUAUUUGGGACAAUUUUUGAAAGAAAAGUUGUCCCUGGAUCAGCUGAGCGUUGAUCUUUACAACGGAAGAGGUUCAAUCAAAGAUUUGGAGUUAGAUGUCGAGGCUUUGAAUGAUGCUUUGGAAACCAGUAAUGUGCCUCUGGAGAUCAUUGAUGGGUUCAUUAAUCAAAUAUCUGUGUCAGUGCCUUGGACCAACCUCGUCCACAGUAGCACAGAGAUGGAAAUUCAGGGACUGGAGCUCACUAUUCAGCCAAGACAGAGGAAUCAAAAUGUGGGAGGAUUGGAGACCAUGUUUAACAGUAUGUGUAGUAUGACCAACAGUUUACAGAUCGCUGAAGAUUGUCUGAAGAGUACGUCCGAUGGCGACCAGGGUCAGGACCUGGGCACACCAUUUGAGGGUGUACAGAAGUUUGCCCAGACUAUUGACUCUGUUUUAUGCAGAGUAAAGGUGACAUUAGUUGACACAGUUAUUAGAGUGGAACACCUGUCCAACACAACAGAGAAAGGUGUGGCAUUGGAAAUCAAAAUUAAAAGAAUUGAAUAUUUUGAUGACCUAGCAAAAGAAGAGGGUAGCCCUGUAGAUGAUGCAUCAAGAGUGACAUGGGAACCGGCAGCCAUAGCUCACAAAAAUCUCCUGCUUGAUGGCAUUCAGAUUUUAUGUGAUGAGUUUAGCCAUCCCACCAAGCAGACCUCCAGAAUGGAGUCCACCGGGUCCUCACCACAGAUUUUCAUGUCAUCAACUAGCUCCCCACCAUGUUUCCAUGGCAACCAACAGGGGAUGCCACCAGUUACCGAGGUUUUCUCAGACCCAGUACAGAUUGCUGGCUUCACUGGAAGAUCAAGUCUAAAGAUGAAGAUCAAACAGGAGGAUGGAGUGCAGGGACCAAAGGUUGAGAUAGAAUUAGAUGUUGGAGGAGUCCAUCUGCUAUUGAGUCCAAGUCAAUUCCACUCUGUUCUAGAUCUGAUUGAUGGCUUUAUCUCACCAAGCUCCUCUGAUGGAAGAAGAACGCGAACCAGAAGUAAGAGUAAACCAAUGAGUGAGGAUGAUUACAGGAAAGUGGAGACGGAGCUUCAGCGGCAGCUCCACUCAGACAGAAUCCACUCCCACCACACAGACACAGUGAUGACCACAGAUCUCCAUGAUGUCAUGACCCACUCCACAGGGGAGGAACAAUACUUUUCUCUUGCCCCAGAUCAACUGACAGAUAUGGAAUCAUCUAUGAAUAGUAACUUCAGCGUGGCAUCAGGAAGAUCCGGAAGCACUGUUACUACUGUGAGAUCUGGAUUAAAGAAGGAUGCAAGAACAGGUAGAGAUUCUUUACAGCGUUUCUUUGACGAUCCUAUGGCAGAGUUGUGCCGGUAUCAUUUGAGAGCAGUUUUCUUUUCUGUCACUCUCUUGCUUGAAAAUCCUGCCCAGAAAGUGGACCUGUCAGCUAGUGCCAGAGAGCAAGACAAGAGCCAAAUGAAGUCGAUCGCAGCACAGUACUUUCAGAAAAUGCACAUGUUUAGUGCUGCAGGUGGAAAAGAGGUCGGGGAACUACGUGCUGUCUUCUCAGAGGCCCUGCCUCAUGACCAUUUAAGAUUGGUAGGUAAACCAGUGAAUGUUGAGAUUGUAGAGAGAACUGCCAUGACCCAUCAAUGUCUCACUGUGGACCUUACCGCUGGAUUCUUAGAUGUAGUGGAAUGUGUCUUCAAUAGAACUCUUGAAAACAUAAAACCAGACUACACAGAGAUUUUGGUAUUUCCCCAUGAUGCCACAACAAGACCUGGACAGCUGUACAGCAGCAUGCAUUCCGGUGUUCCUGCACUUAAGGCACAUGUCAGAUCAGUGCAGCAGAACUCGAGGUCACAGAGGUCAAAUACUGGACCCAGAACAGAGAUUUCUGUUAAUUUAGCUAGACUAGAGUGUGAAAUAGAUGUGACAAUUAUAGACAGGAUAAACAGCCUGAUAAAACCAGCCUCUCAACGCCCGUACAACACCAACAAUACCACUUCUCAAGGAGUCCCUGUGUACAGUUUCUCACAGACUUUAGAGGAGGAGUCAACUACAGACGAAACCAAAAUAGAGUUGAAUGUGACCUGUCCUAAAGCUAAAUUCACAAUCAGGUUCCCAAUUCCAGACUUGAGGAAUGGGUCAGAGGUCACCAAACUGCCAUGGUGGCAGAAAAACCUGAGGGAUGAGUUACUGAUCCUUGACUUAGAGGAUGCUAGAUUUCAGACAUCUUUCUUUUCCAAUCAGCCAAUCCAGCAGAUUGAGGUUUCUAGCAAAAAUGUGUUGGGAUCCUUCCGCAUUGACCCAAACCAGAGUGCGGUUCCGUUUGCCUUUGUUAGCUGUGAAGGGAGUGAUGGUCAUGAGGGCUUUAACUUCCCACAGAUAAUACUAAACUUCACAGAGCAGACCAUCUCAGAGCUGGAUGAAGACCCUCAAGACUCCGACAACAGCAUUCCAUUUGACUCCCUAAAUGGUGCAUGUGACUUUGCCAAACAAGAUUCUUCACCCUUCUCGACAAAGAAACAUAUGUAUGGAAAGGAAGAGAUGUCGGACCAGGCCACACAACAUGUUAGUGAUGAGAGAGUUAUGCCUGGCAGUAGAGAUGAUAUGGUUGAUUUUCAGGAGAGAGCAUCUGCCAACUGUUUGACUCUGGUGCAGCUGAUUUUACCCCUUGUCAAUCUGUACAUUCCAGACCAAAAGUUUUAUGAAGUUUUGUAUAAUAGAUUAAAUAAUGAUCUGUUGCUAUGGGAACCAAUGGCUCCAGCUCCAAUCCAGACCCAGGAUUUGGGACCUGGAUCUAUACAACCUUUUGACCUUAGUUGUUACACCCAGGUGCUGCAGGAAAACUUCAGCAUGGCUAAGUCAGCUAUACAGUAUGACUCUUCAGAGGAGGAGGAAGACAAUAGCUUUGGUUACUACAGUAUCCACGACAACAAGUAUCCACAUCGCACCAGUGAUCAGAAAUCUCGGCCAAGUAAAGUGUGUCUGUCACUGAAAAUAGACAAGGGGAAAUUUACAGCAUUUACAGGUUCUAAGGCUGAGGAGUCACAUGGAGAAGUUAUGGGUGUUGUUAAAGAUGCCAAUCUGUUUGUUGUUUCCAGUUACCAAGGAAAUCCACUACUUCAGUAUAUUUGUUUUUAUUGUAAUGAAGCCACAUUGUAUCAUAAUGCUGUUGUACCAGAUAUAAAGGAAGAAUUUGAAAUUAAAAACUUGGACUUUGAGGCAAUCCCUGCCCAUAUGGAGAAGAGUUGCAUUAUAUACAAAUCUGAACCCGGAAUUUGGUGCCACCAGACAGGGGAUGUGGAAUCUAAUGCCAAGGACAUGGUUUCUGUGGCAGUUAAAAUCAAACUGGACUCUACACCGCUGAGUGAUUUGACUCGUGAUGAAAAAAUUAAGGAAUUCACAGUAGCAGUUGGAAUAAGAGGAGGAACACUGAGGCACAAAAUGGCUGAUACAGACAUGAGCUGGAUUUCACAGGUGCUGAAGUUCCUAGAUGUGAAGGACUAUGACAUUCUGGGCUACAUGCCCCCCAAAGUACUAACAGAGCUGCAUGUCCAUCUGUGGGAUUGUGCAGUAGACUACAGACCUCUACACCUGCCCAGCAGAGGAGUGCUAGCAGCUAAUUAUUUCAGUAUUUCCAGUAACAUAGUGGCCAACUCACAGAUGUCACUACUGAGGUUUGUAUUAGAAGAUGCUGGAAUGUAUCUGUCCCAGAAGAAAAGACAGGAAUCAGCAGUUAAUCUCAAGAAAGAUUAUGUGUGUGUGUUGGAUGUCGAAAGUUUCGAGCUGGAGUUGAGGACCUGUGAUGAAAAGGACCAGAAGUUUCCGAAGACGGACCUCAGGCUAAGGACAAACAGAAUCAACCUAAGGACUUGCUCUGAUUCCUGCAGGGCGCUGUUUGAACUGAUCCGUUACUUUGCCAAUGAUGGUGACCUGAUUGAGUAUGAAGAAGCAGAGGACAAGCAGCAGAAUCUGGACCUGGAGAUAAUGACACAGGAAGAGUCUGCUGUUGAGCCGGACACCAAGAAGAAAGAUUUAAGUGAGUCCAGGCUGGAGAACCUCUCCUCUCAUUUGGAAGAGGCCAUGCAGGAAUCUGAAUCAGAUAAUGAGGGAAAUGAGAUCUUCAAACAAAGUCCAAACAGAACACAAGUUUUCUUUGUUGUCCCCGGUGAUCAUGGGAAAACAGAGGCGCCCCCUGCUGGAGUGAUGCGACCUAUUGUGAUCACAGCCAAUGCUGACUCUGUGACAAGCAGCGCUGUGUCAGAGAGGACAGAUGUUUUUAGCGAUGAGGAAGACGAGGAGUUCUGUAUCAUUGAUGAUCCCGGGAUGGGCAUUGCACCAAAGGAUGGAAAACCAGAAGUUAAGAUUUUCACAGAUGAGCCAAUAGAGAUCAAGGACAACUACUUCAGUCAACCACAUGGAAAAACAGAUCUUCUGAAAGCGCCUGAGAACUUCCCCACUGCUGAGUUCCGGUAUACUCUGAAGGAACUGACCAUUGUGUGGUUCAUGUAUGGAGGUAGUGACUUCUCUGACACACCUGUACCACAGAAUCCAAUACAAAAAGAGGUGCCAGUGUCGCAGAAACUGGUGGAUUAUGGUGACUAUGUGACAGAGCCUUCAAUGCGAUUUACCUCUAAAGGGGCCUCAGUGGAUCGUAUCCCAUGGCAGCAUCGGGGAGGACUAGGGAGGGACCACAACACUUUGAUGGAACUUCAGUUGACCAAGGUGAGAUUCCAGCAUGAUACUUAUCCCAGUCACACGGAGCAAGCCUCACGUCAGGUGCUUGUCAUCAGUGAUAUGGAGAUCAGGGAUCGUCUAGCCGACUCCAAAAUCAACAAAUUUCUGUAUCAGUACUCCUCUGAACACAUGCCUAAACAAACCAACUCCAACAUGGUGUACAUUAAAGCAUUACACAAGCGACCGGAUCCCAGUGUGAAGACAGAGGAGUGCUCAUUACGUGUAUCUUUACAGCCUCUCAGACUAAACAUUGAUCAGGAUUCAUUGUUCUUCCUGAAGAAAUUUUUCGUAGAAAUAGCUGGAGGGAACCUGGAUAAUGCAGUUGACCCUGACACCAACCAAAGGUCAAGGUCAGUCUCUGGAGCCAGUGGUACCCCUGCACCAGUCAUAACAGUUGGUCAGCAAGACAGCCCAGGAGAUGAGGGUAAUCCCCAGGAACUGUUGAUGAAAUUUGAUGAGAUGCAGCAAAGCAUGGGAAGUCAAGGAUCUCUUUCAUCUGCCAAUUCUGUUGCGAGUAGUGACCCAGAUCGGUUGGAACAUUCACAGCCAGUUUUUAUCAAAAACUUCAUAUUUUCCCCUGAUGUGCCAAUUAGACUUGAUUACCAUGGAAAGAAAUGGGUUAACAGGGAACAUGGAACAUUGACUGGUGUUUUGGUGGGAUUAGCUAACUUGAAUUGCUCCGAGUUGAAGCUGAAGAGACUUAAUUAUAAACAUGGCCUCCUGGGCCUAGAUAAGCUACAGGCCUACUGUGUCAAUGAGUGGAUCACAGACAUCUUAAAAACACAGCUCCCCAGCAUUCUGGGAGGUGUAGGACCAAUGCAUUCAUUUGUACAAAUAGCUCAGGGCAUCCGGGAUCUUUUUUGGCUGCCUGUGGAACAAUACAAGAAAGAUGGUAGAAUUGUUCGAGGGUUCCAGAGAGGGGCAACAUCUUUUUCCACCUCCACUGCCAUGGCAAUGUUAGAACUGACCAAUCGAAUGGUUCAGUCUGUGCAGUAUGCUGCUGAGGUAACUUAUGACAUGGUUACCCCGGGACCCAGCUGUAGAGUUCAGCGCCGUCGGUUACGAGGUCCACCUACUGAUGUCAGAGAAGGAGUAGAAAAUGCUUACAUCGCCAUCAAAGAGGGAUUCAGCAAUACAGCUUACAAUAUUGUAGAGGUAGCAACAAAAGAGCACCAACAAAAAGGUAUGACAGGGGCUGUAGGGGCAGCCAUUAGACUGGUUCCUCCAACAGUUCUCUCCCCAGUCAUCAUAGCAACAGAGGCCACAUCCAAUGUCCUGGGAGGCAUGCGGAAUCAGUUGCAACCAGAUGCUCGGAAAGAAGAUGAAGAGAAAUGGAAAGGGAACCAGACUUAGCACUAGCUUGGUUUGCCAUGGUAGCCAAUGAGAAAAGGAUGACCAAAUUCAUCUGCUCUAAGUGCAAUAACAAUUGAUUUCAUAUACUUCCCGGUGCUUUGUGCCAACAAGGGAAAUAUAGAUGGUAACCCACAUCUAUUCAUUUUGUUUCAUUCAAGUCCUACAUAACUAGUAUGCUGAGCUGGAUAUUAAACAAUAUAUUCUUGUGAAGUGGUACCUAUAAAGGUACUCUAUGAUGUCAAUAUAUCUAUGAAUACAAGCAUGCAUGGUACAAUAAUUAAUUACAUUGUUAAAAAAAAUUCCUCUUGGGACUACUUUUUAAGAUGUAAAGUCCAUAACUGAUUAAUUUUUGUAAAUGUUCUUUAAAAAUCUAAACAAAAUUUCAGAAAUAUUUGAAUUUCCAAUGUUUUUGCCUUUGAUAUCUUUACAAGUUGUUAGUUUGUUCAAAUCAAACAAAUUGUAAUGAUAGACAUUUCCUCAUGAAUAUGCAGUAGUUGUGAGCAAUGCGCAUAUGAAUCUUGAUAAAUAUAGUACAUCACAAUUCAUACCCUCAUGUCUUUUCAAAAAAGAAAUUUAUUUCUUAAAUAUCCACUUGAAUGAUAUCAGAUAAAAUUAAACCUGCUCUUUGAAGGACAGAGAAAUCAUUUCAGCUCUGGCCUAUUGAAUGUACAUAUCUACUAGACUAGUCUGCCCUAUUCAUGGCCCUAGUUAGCUACAGAGCUUUCCAUUGCAAGAUUUAUAUGAUUGGUUGUUGUCAGUCAUGUGACUGAUCAUGUGGUGUACUCUAAUGAUGUGAAGUUGGGUUUUUUUCUCUAUUUGAUUUGUUUGCAACAUUUGUACUUUAUAAUACCAGCGCUACUGGUGUGAACAGUAUGUAAGUAAAAUAUGUGUGUGAAAUGAAAAAAGGUUUACAGUGAUACAUUCAUAUGUGAUAAAUUUUUAUUAUUCAAUAAAUUACAGAAACUGUCUUCAA